This is a messenger RNA of Mesorhabditis belari, 204 nucleotides long. The record is from the annotation of a GenBank genome assembly. NCBI's taxonomy places the organism in Eukaryota, Metazoa, Nematoda, Chromadorea, Rhabditida, Rhabditidae.
AUGGCAAUUAUCGAAAGCCGAUUUCCCAGGGCGGCUCACAUCCCUUCCUUUCUAGUCUCAUCUGGUGUGCCGUGUGUUGCCGUGUCUUUCAUCCUCCACAUCUUCCAUCAAUCUCAUCAAUCUCUUCCUCGUGUGUGCUUCUCUUCUCUCCAUUUUCCCUGCGUGUCUUCGCUUUCACUACUUCGUCAUCCGUUUAUUAGUGCC